UGCAGGGCAGAGCUGAGCCCCCAGGGCUGGGCUGGGCUCUGGCAGCACUGGCAGGGCCCAGCCCUGGGCACAGGGAAGCAGCAGCUGGCAGGGAGAGCUCCAGGCAGCAGAGCCCUGGGCAGGCAGUGGGGGGAAAGUGACACCAAGCUGGGCUGGGAUAUUUCAAGUCAUCUCCAAACCAAACUAUUCCAUGAUUUCUUUUUAUUUUACAGGUCCCCAUGCCAAGACACAGCAAAUGUCCAACAGCAGCUCCAUCAGGCACUUCCUCCUGCUGGCAUUGGCAGACACGUGGCAGCUGCAGCUCCUGCACUUCUGCCUCUUCCUGGGCAUCUCCCUGGCUGCCCUCCUGGCCAACGGCCUCAUCAUCAGCGCCGUAGCCUGCGGCCACCACCUGCACACCCCCAUGUUCUUCUUCCUGCUCAACCUGGCCCUCACUGACCUGGGCUCCAUCUGCACCACUGUCCCCAAAGCCAUGCACAAUUCCCUCUGGCACACCAACAACAUCUCCUACUCUGCAUGUGCUGCUCAGCUCUUUUUCUUUGUGUUCUUCCUCUCAGCAGAGAUUUCCCUCCUGACCAUCAUGAGCUACGACCGCUACGUGUCCAUCUGCAAACCCCUGCACUACGGGACCCUCCUGGGCAGCAGAGCUUGUGCCCACAUGGCAGCAGCUGCCUGGGCCAGUGCCUUUCUCUAUUCCCUGCUGCACACAGCCAAUACAUUUUCCCUGCCCCUGUGCCAGGGCAAUGCCCUGGGCCAGUUCUUCUGUGAAAUCCCCCAGAUCCUCAAACUCUCCUGCUCACACUCCUACCUCAGGGAACUUGGGCUCAUUGCAGUUAGUGCCUGUUUAGGACUUGGUUGUUUUUUGUUCAUUGUUUUCUCCUAUGUGCAGAUCUUCAGGGCUGUGCUGAGGAUCCCCUCUGAGCAGGGACGGCACAAAGCCUUUUCCACCUGCCUCCCUCACCUGGCUGUGCUCUGCUUGUUUGUCAGCACUGGUGUAUUUGCCUACCUGAAGCCCCCCUCCAUCUCCUCCCCAUCCCUGGAUCUGGCCCUGUCAGUUCUGUACUCAGUGGUGCCUCCAUCUUCUUUGACAAUUCUCUUGAUCUGA
Messenger RNA from Cinclus cinclus, 1105 nucleotides. Its product is annotated as olfactory receptor 14J1-like. The record is from RefSeq and is a predicted model, not a curated record. Gene Ontology annotation, cellular component: membrane. The coding region runs from base 191 to 1105 and encodes 304 amino acids. The transcript has 2 exons. Gene Ontology annotation, biological process: G protein-coupled receptor signaling pathway. Gene Ontology annotation, molecular function: G protein-coupled receptor activity; olfactory receptor activity. NCBI's taxonomy places the organism in Eukaryota, Metazoa, Chordata, Aves, Passeriformes, Cinclidae.